Molecule: messenger RNA, 1764 nt
Organism: Panicum virgatum (switchgrass)
Lineage: Eukaryota; Viridiplantae; Streptophyta; Magnoliopsida; Poales; Poaceae
Product: aspartate aminotransferase, chloroplastic-like
Exons: 5
Coding region: 1153-1512 (119 amino acids)
Biological process (GO): amino acid metabolic process; biosynthetic process
Molecular function (GO): pyridoxal phosphate binding; transaminase activity
Source: RefSeq, a predicted model, not a curated record
UUUCUCAUUUUCUUUUCCUCCUCUCUCGCGUUCCCCAUUCCCUUUUCUUCCCUCCUCCCAAUCUAGAGCAGUGCAGCGCUCAGGCUGCGCCGACGGCGCGCGCCACCGCGAACGUCAGGCUGGGCCUCCCCCCACCUAUUCCUCUCCUCAUCGGCGGAUCUCGGCCGACGCGCUCGUGCAGCUCGUCCAUACAGUAGUAGCAGCAGGCUGCCCACGCCUCCGAUCCGCAGCUCCCUCGCCGUCCGGAGAUGGCUUCCGCCGCCUUCGCCCUCACCUCGCCGGCAGCCCCCGCCGUCGCUGCCCGGUCCAAGGUGCUUGGAGGGGGGAAGAAUCAGGGGAGAAAUGGCUGCCGCGUGGGGAUCACGAGGAUGGUGACCGCCUGCUGGCCUUUCUAAUUGCUCGUACUCGUAGCCUUGUACUACUUAUUUGGAUCGUGGAGUUGAUUUGGCGAAUUACUUGGGUGCUGUAGCAUGAGAUGCCCAUGGGCCAUGGUUAUCGUCAUGUAUGGUCUGUCAAUUGUUAGCCAGCAGUUCCUUAAUUAGCAAUUUAUGAAUUGGGACAACUUAUAGCUUUUGCCGAAUUCUAGUCUUUGUGAUCUCCUAUGCUAUCAGUUACUGCAGGUUUCUAGGACAUUAUCUACCUUCCCAUAUAAGCAUGUAGGUUACUGUUGGUUAAGCAGCAGAAUUAUCCUACUAACCAUUGAUCUAUAAGCAUGUCAUAUGAUCAUCGACUUUGAAUGGAGGACUACUUGCAUUAGUAACUUCUGCAAGAAAAGAUAUGCUCCAUACUGUGUUUCUGCAUGCUGAAAAUAUCAUAAGUUCACUUAUGAACACAGCUGUUGGAGCUUAAGUGCUUUCAGAGCAUAAGCAAAUAAUUGUCUUAUAGUUCUGAAAGGAACCGAGAACCUCAUUUCAUGAUAAACAAAAUGACGCAACAAGUGCUGUAUAGGAAUGAUUAUUAUUUUGAUUGGUACACACUUGAAUUUCCUAUGCUAAAGCUAAGACACAUCAAUAUUGACAGGCUAGCUAGUUAUGAGAAUUUUCUUCUUCAUUGAGGGUGAUGUUUUGUAUUUUUGUUGUCUUUAUUUAGUGUGCACUCCUGUUUGAAGCUUUGACAUCUCUUUGUGCAAUGAUGUGAUUUAUGCUUUGAGUUAUGAUUGCUCCUUUCUUGAACUCAGAACUUCGGCCAUGUUAUAUGAUGGCCCUUGCAGUGGAUGUUUCUCGUUUUGAGGGAGUGCCAAUGGCUCCACCAGACCCAAUUCUUGGGGUUUCAGAAGUCUUUAAAACAGAUAAAAAUGACCUGAAGCUCAAUCUUGGUGUUGGUGCCUAUAGAACAGAAGAGUUGCAGCCCUAUGUCCUCAAUGUAGUCAAGAAGGCUGAAAAUCUUAUGUUGGAGAAAGGAGAAAACAAAGAGUAUCUUCCUAUUGAAGGUUUAGCAGCAUUUAACAAAGCAACUGCAGAGCUACUGCUUGGAGCUGACAACCCCGUCAUCAAGCAAGGACUGUUUCUGUAGCAAGUCAUCAACGAUAUGGAGUAGAGGAAGAGGACAUGGAUCUGGAGUUCUAGACAGUUUAUAAAUCAAAUAUCACAUGUAUGUGCUCAACUGACUACCGUUGCUGUCUUGAUGCUUGAUUUUAUACUUUUAUACCAAGUAGUAUGUACUGUAUAAUUUUUUUUCUAAGGAAAUUUAUACGAAUGAAUUUUUUCCUAAGCAAAGUUAUGUAUAAAAAAUCUAAAAAGUUUAUACAACAUGGAUAUUGAUGAA